AUGUUUCAAAAAAUGUCUUCAUCUCAUUCUCAGUUUCAUGCACCGUCGACAACAACUAAUCAAGAUGAAUCAAUAGCUAGACGAAAACAAGAACAAAAACGCCGUUUUCAACAAAAACAAGGAAACACUUGUAAAGAUGUUGAUUCACUCAUGCAGUCGAUGUUUUCAGAUUUUAAAUUACAACCUAAAACAACAGUACGCAAUGCAACAGAAUUGAAACUAUCAGUAUCACAAAUUUCCGAACUACAAUAUCCUUCUGUAAUUCAUCAUAAUCAGUCUACAGAAAAUCAUACAUCGGUUCCUGGCGCAGCUGAUUGGUCUAAAAUUGCAUAUGAUGAUGAGUUAAGUAGAGUAUUUCAUCAAGAAGAAAAGACUUCAAACAUUCCAACAAUACAUACAGAACAACCGUCCACAGUACAUCAUUCCAUUGAACAGUCGUUCGUAUCAUUUACUCAAUUUGUUUAUCCAGCUUGGUGUACACAACCUAUUACAUUUCUUCCUCUGGUGUAUCAGCAAGUUUUGGAAGCAUCGUGUAUAUAUGAUGUUAUUCAAACAUCAGUUUUGUAUCCCAUUCUUAUUUUAUCUGGUCUUACACAAAAUCAACUUAGUCAAAUUUGGUCUCAAGUUAAUUUAAAACAGCCAGGAACUUUAGUCAAGGAAGAACUUUUUAUGGCAUUAGCUCUUAUUGCAUUAGCACAGAACAGUAACGGACAAAUUCUUUCUAAUGAACAUUUGUAUCAUUUAACUGAGAUACCCAUACCGUAUUUUCGAAUUCAACAAGAACAAACAAUACCAACAUUUUCUCCUGUUCCUGUUCCUACUCCCGUCCCUACUUCUCUCACUCUUUCAAUGUAUCACCAAGAAGAUUUUGCUGACUUUACAGCAUUUACAUCAUUUGAACCGAUAGAUGAACGUAAUGAUGAACGUAAUGAUGAUAGUCUUCCGAUUGAUUUAAAUGAAAAUAAUUUAUAUCCACCUGAUGUUAAAGCACCAUUAUCUGAAACACAAUCGAUUGCUAGUUUAGAUUUAUCAAUGCCAACAAUGAAUAUAUGUAAUCAAGAUGAUACUAGUCAAAAAGGGAUCAGUGAUAAUAUAUCAUUUUCUUCUUCAAAUAAUAAUGAAAUCAUGCAAACAUCUGAUACACAUAGUUUGCAUUCAAUCAAUUUAUCUGAACCUUCAAAAUUAGAAUUAACACAAUUCUCGUUUUUUUCUGAUGAUACUUCUCAAAUUGAUUCUCAUGCAGCUGUUUGGUUACGCUGUUUUGAAAAAUGUUAUUUAAUAUUAUCUCAAGCUAAUGAAACAUUUUCUUCUAUUGAAAGCCCAGCAUUGUGUAUGGAAGUAUUACAACAAAUACGUACUCGAGAUUAUGUUCAGCAUUUACAAGAAAUUUUUCAUGUUCAUAAAAGAAUUUAUACAGCUGCCGUUUUAGAACCUACGACAACAUCCCAGUUAAUAUCACUUUGGAAACAAAUUGUUGUCCUAUGGACUAAUUUGCAAUCAUUUUUUUCUACUGCCCAUCUUCAUUUAUUAAAUGAUGAUGAUAUUGAUUAUUCCUCUUUAGUAUUCGGUGAUACUCGUCCGUAUUGCUCAAUUUGUCUUCUUUCAACUGUUGGUAUUGAUACAGUAUUACCAGACUCAUCUACAUUUAAUACUGCAUAUCUAACAUUCGCUGGUCGUUUAUAUCAUGCUCCUUGCGCUAAUUUUUAUUUGAAUCUCAUUGAUGGAAUUCUACCAUCAUUGAGAAGAGCAUCAUGA
This is a messenger RNA of Rotaria socialis, 1755 nucleotides long. Lineage: Eukaryota; Metazoa; Rotifera; Eurotatoria; Philodinida; Philodinidae. The record is from the annotation of a GenBank genome assembly.